Messenger RNA from Entamoeba nuttalli P19, 432 nucleotides. RefSeq lists its product as hypothetical. NCBI's taxonomy places the organism in Eukaryota, Evosea, Mastigamoebida, Endamoebidae. Bases 1 to 432 code for a protein of 143 amino acids. The record is from RefSeq and is a predicted model, not a curated record. The transcript has a single exon.
AUGUCAAUAAAAAUUCAACCACAUUAUUUUAUUCAACAAAACUAUAAAAAUUCUCCUUUCGAUUUAUCAAGUGAUAAUGUGUAUGACUGUAUUGGUGGUAUUUGUGCUUGUAUCCAUUCUAUAUUAGACCCUUAUGAUACUGUCUCUUUUAAUGUUACUCGUUUAAUUAAUGGUAAACAACGUAAUGUCUAUCAUUCAAUUAUUCAAGGUACUCUUCAAUUUUCAAUCACUAAAAAUACUUUCUUAUCAUAUAGUUCUUGUCCUAAAGUUAUUGUUCUUUAUUGUUAUAACUCAGCUCCACUUCUUAACAAAGAGGUACAUCAUGGAUUUAAUCAAACAAAUAACAAUAUGAUUAUUACUCUGCUUUUUAAUGAGAAUAAAGUCAAGACUUUUGUUGAAUUUCCUUAUUGUGACCAUUUCUCACUACAUUGA